Molecule: messenger RNA, 625 nt
Organism: Periconia digitata
Lineage: Eukaryota; Fungi; Ascomycota; Dothideomycetes; Pleosporales; Periconiaceae
Source: the annotation of a GenBank genome assembly
CUUCAAAGUAAAGUUUGCAACAACGAAAAGAAAAAAGAAAGAAAAAAAAAGGCAGUGCGAUUGAUUUCUAUUCUUCUUCUAUUUUGCCCAAACCAAGCAUUUCAUCUACCAGCCAAUCCAUAUAGAAAACACACACAAACCCACGAUUCCACCCCCCUUCCCCAAAGUCAACUAAACUGCCCUAUUCUACCCUGCCCUACACACUACCUCCCCAAUAACACAUGCCAAAAACCCAAUUUAAUCUAAUCCAAUCCAGUACAGCACAUCACACCACACUACCCUACACGCCAUUCCAUUCCCCCACCUUAGCCCGCUCCCCCGCCCUCCCACCAUUCGUUCCCAACGAACCACCCAUCCACAUACCUAACAUUAGCCCCGCAUCUCCCCCCUUCCCGGAGCAUUAUCCGUCGUCUAUUCCUGGCUUUUUCCCUAUGCUCUAAACACAACAGAACAAAAAAAGCAGAAGAAGUUGUUAGAGCAUUUCAGCUGGUCCGAAUCCGCAGGGCGCAGGUAGCUAGAGAAUAGUAUAUGUCGUUAGCAUAUCGCGGAUUCAUCUCUUGUGUAGCAAACAAGGAACGAGAUAAGGGGUUAAUUGUGAAGUUUAUAUCCUUUUCAGUGGAAUGUG